CUCUCUUUCUUUUCGUUGUUUUCUAAGCUGCAAAUCUCUCUCUCUCUCUCUCUCUCUCGUUUGCUGAGCUCUCCAAUCUCUUUCCCCCUCUCCGCUCGCUCUCAAGAGCUCUUUCGCUCUACCGCUCAAUCUAUAUGUAUGAAUCGAAACCCUAGAGCUCUCCGAUCCAGUUGGAUGGUCCGCAUUACAAUCAGAGAGCUCGACGCUCCGAUCUAGAGAGUUGAAUAGUUUCACGGAGUUCUAGAGAGAGAGAGAGAUAUGUAUAAGAAUCAGCUGCAGGAGCUGGCGCAGAGGAGCUGUUUUAACUUGCCGUCGUACACGUGCAUAAGGGAGGGUCCGGAUCACGCGCCGAGGUUUAAGUCGGUCGUGAAUUUCAACGGGGAUUCCUUCGAGAGCCCUAGCUUUUGCACCACGCUCAGGCAGGCCGAGCACUCCGCCGCCGAGGUCGCCCUCAAUGCGCUCGCCGUCAGUGGACCCUCGCAUUCACUUGCCGCCAGGAUUCUGGAUGAGACAGGGGUCUACAAGAAUCUUUUGCAGGAGGUUUCACAAAGAGUAGCAGCAUCUUUGCCAAUAUACACAACUUUCCGGUCAGGCAUUGGACACGUACCUUUCAGUUGCACUGUAGAGUUGGCUGGCAUUAGGUUUACUGGCGAACCAGCCAAGAACAAGAAACAAGCUGAAAAAAAUGUGGCUAUGACAGCUUGGUCAUCUCUGAAACUACUAGCACAACAAUCUGAGUGUUCAUCAUCCAAGAAGGUGAAUACCGAUGCUCAGGAGCAUGUCGCUGUAUCGCGUGCUUUGCAGAAUUUUCUUAGGAAAGCAAAAAUGCUUGAUGUAUCCUUUCCCAUUCAGUUCCCAACACAGAACCCUAGUCCCUUGACCACAACGAAGCCCCCUCCUAUUAGGGCAUCAAAAAUCCUUCCCCUCAUAUACUCCAAGGCUGCUCGAAACAGACAUGUUAUUACACCUGUAAACAACAGCUUGAUGUGCCCAAGCAUCAGCCCUCAAAAUAGACCAUUAACCCCUACAAUGAAUGAAACCAUAUUUCCAAGGGCGCCUGCUGAAAGCCAACCUGUUAUUGCUGCAUCAUACGAUGUCCCGCUACCGUCACCAGAAAGCCCCAGAAUCCAGCCUCUGAAGUUCCCUGCAGCUGGAGCAGCACCCUACAUUCCUGUCCAUAAGUUCAGGGCAUACCAUGGAAUUGCACCACCAGUGACGAUAAGAAAUGCCAUACCAGUUUUCUCUGCACCACCGCUUCCUCCACCUAGCCAGUCCGCACAGCAGAGGCAGCCCUCACCGGCUAGUAUUGCUCCACCUGUUUGUAUAAGGCCAACAUUGCCAGUUUUUGCUGCUCCGCCAGUUCGUAUAGAGGAGCCACCUGUUUCAACAGCUCUUCCCAUCCUGCAAGCUGGAAAUUCGGUGCACAUGGAGAACAAGGUCCAGAACAACCAGAAGGUAUCUGUGGUGGUGACACAAGAGUUGCAAGAGUUGAAGAUUUGAUUGCAAGCAGGGAGGUUUCGAAUUGCUGGAACCUGUAUUAAGGUUUUGUGCUGGUUUUGUUUUCUAUACCUGUUGUGGGUUCUAUGUAGGUUUAGUCAUUCCGAUUUUCUUCUGCUGGGGUUUUCGAGCUCUUGGCACUGUACUGUCCACCUCAGAAAAUGAAUAUCCAAACUGCCAGAUACAUAAUAAGAUGACUGGUGGGUAUGGUCCAACUGAAUUCGAACCCUACUAAGAUGAAGAUGAGUGAGGAAUAGAAAACUAUAGCUGUUUUUCUAGUUCUAGUUGCUUUCGUACUUCACUAAGCUGGAGAUGCUAACAAUUUAAUCCGUAAGAGCAUCUUCAACGAACGGUAUCCUAUAUGACAUGACUUUUUUAUUGUUA
Molecule: messenger RNA, 1881 nt
Organism: Rhododendron vialii
Lineage: Eukaryota; Viridiplantae; Streptophyta; Magnoliopsida; Ericales; Ericaceae
Product: double-stranded RNA-binding protein 2-like
Exons: 3
Coding region: 259-1500 (413 amino acids)
Molecular function (GO): double-stranded RNA binding
Source: RefSeq, a predicted model, not a curated record